AUGCCAAAGAACACCAAGGUGACCCAGCGGGAGCACAGCAAUGAGCCGGUCACAGAGUCCGUGGCUGACCUUCUGUCCCUGGAGCAUCCCAUGGACUAUAAGAGCAGUCAGAUGAGUAUGGGGCUCAGUCCCGGAUCCACUGCCCCAGGAAAGUCCCUGCUCCCAGAACAAGACCUAGAGGACGGCCGACCUGCGUGGAACAACAAGAUGGAGUACAUCCUUGCUCAAGUGGGCUUCUCAGUGGGUCUGGGAAACGUUUGGAGGUUUCCUUACCUGUGCCAGAAGAACGGUGGAGGUGCGUAUCUGGUGCCCUACUUUAUCCUCCUCCUCCUCAUCGGCAUCCCCUUGUUUUUCCUGGAGUUGGCCGUGGGUCAGAGGAUCAGGCGGGGCAGCAUCGGGGUGUGGAACUACGUCUACCCACAGCUGGGGGGCAUUGGGGUUUCCAGCCUCAUGGUCUGCGGGUUUGUUGGCCUCUAUUACAAUGUAAUUAUCGGCUGGAGCAUCUUCUAUUUCUUCCAGUCGUUUCAGUAUCCGCUGCCUUGGGCUGAAUGUCCUGUCAAGAUAAAUGGAACCCAAGCCAUUGUGGAGCCAGAAUGCGAGAAGAGCUCAGCCACCACCUAUUUCUGGUAUCGCCAGACCCUGAACAUCACUAGCACCAUCGAUGACACCGGUGGCCUAAACUGGAAGAUGACCCUGUCCCUGCUGGUGGCUUGGAUCCUGGUCUGCCUGGCCGUCAUCAAGGGCAUCCAAUCCUCCGGGAAGGUGAUGUACUUCAGCUCUCUCUUCCCAUACGUGGUGCUCUUCUGUUUCCUGGUACGAGGCCUGAUGCUGAAAGGUUCGGUGGACGGCAUCGCUCACAUGUUCACGCCCAAGCUGGAAAAAAUGCUGGAGCCGCAGGUAUGGAGAGAAGCAGCUACACAGGUGUUCUUCGCCCUCGGCCUGGGCUUCGGGGGCGUCAUCGCUUUCUCCAGCUACAAUAAGAGAGACAACAACUGCCACUUCGAUGCAGCUCUGGUUUCCAUCAUCAACUUCGUCACCUCCAUCCUGGCCACUUUGGUGGUGUUUGCUGUCCUGGGCUUCAAAGCCAACAUCAUGAAUGAGAAGUGUGUUGUCGACAACACAGAGAAGAUCCUGGGUUACCUGAACACAGGCGUGUUAAGCAAAGAGCUCAUUCCUCCUCACAUCAACUUCUCCCACCUGACGUCUCAGGACUACUCGGAAAUGUUCGGAGUCAUCAAGACCGUGAAGGAGGACAUCUUUGGCCAGCUGGGUCUGGACCCCUGUAUCCUGGAGGAUGAACUUAAUAAGGCGGUUCAGGGUACAGGCCUGGCCUUCAUCGCCUUCACCGAGGCCAUGACGCACUUCCCCGCCAGUCCCUUCUGGUCUGUAAUGUUCUUCUUCAUGCUUAUCAACUUGGGCCUGGGAAGCAUGAUCGGAACCAUGACGGGCAUCACCACGCCCGUACUGGACACCUUCAAGAUCCGCAAGGAGAUCCUGUGUGUGGUUUGCUGCAUAAUAGCCUUCCUGCUGGGCUUGCUGUUUGUUCAGCGUUCAGGGAACUACUUUGUCACCAUGUUUGAUGACUACUCCGCCGGUUUACCACUCACUGUGGUUGUGAUCCUAGAGAACAUCUCCGUAGCCUGGAUAUACGGGACUAAGAGAUUCAUGCAGGAUCUAGAGGACAUGCUUGGCUUCAGGCCAUACAGCUUCUACUACUACAUGUGGAGAUAUGUGUCCCCUGCUAUCCUGGUGGUGCUCAUUAUUGCAACUGUCAUCGAGAUGUCAGUCAGUCCCGCAGGAUACAACGCAUGGGUGGAGGAGGAGGGCUCAGAGCGUUUCCACAGCUACCCUCCGUGGGCUUUAGCCAUGGCCUACUCCCUCAUCGUGGUUGCCAUGCUGCCUUUGCCCAUCGUCUUCAUUGUCCGCCACUUUAACUUGGUCUCAGACGGCUCCAACAAGCUGUCGGUGUCCUACCGCAAGGGCAUGAUGAAGGAUAUCUCCAACCUGGAGGAGCAGGACGAGCAGCGCUUUAUCCUCGGCAAGAAUCCCAGCGAGGCUCCCUCCCCUAUGCCCGCCCCACGCGCUUAUCUUGGGCCCGGCGGCACCCAGGAGAUGACCAACACCAACUACGGCACCAGCACCAAGACGGGAUACCAGAACAUUGGCUCUCCCGAGUCUGAGCUAUGAUCUAAUGAGCUCCACCGUCCUCCCGCUUACACAAAAGCCCACCCGUAUAGAAGGGAGGGAGAUAGAGAAGGUGGAGAAAAUUCAGUUGCAGCAUUCCUCACACCUUAACCUCCAGCGAAAAAUUCCUCCAUCCUCUCCUUUUCUGCUUCAUUACUACUUUACUGCACAUCUUUAUGGCAGUAACAGAGAGCAGUGAGGAAAGGAUGUUUAAACCGGCCAAGGCAUUAUUGGUGCUGAAAUAGAGAAAAAGAGAUACAAAUAGAUAGAUGUUAAAAGAUAUAGUUGGGUGGCAUAGAUUAUAACUAGAGGAGCAUAGAUUGGUUUGUGUUAUGCCAGUCAGAAAAAAACUAAGGUCUGAUACUUUUGCUCGGUUAACACACUAUGCUGGCCACUGACAACACUUCUCAGUGUGGAAACUGUUACAGUGAGAUUUACAAAGUUGGCUAUUUUCAGUAUCAGUGAGGUAUUAAAAAGUAAGUCAGAGGAGGCACAAAGAUGUAAGUAGAAUUUAAAAUGACAACUGUCUAUCAUGGGGGGGGCAAUUUGCAGAAGAUACGUGGAAGGCUUAAUGACUACUGAGUACAAUGACUAUUUAUAUUAUGGCAACCUGAAAUGUAAGAGUUAAAAGUCUGAAUGCCUAGAAUAUCCACAGGGCUAUGACUGUUUUCCUUUAUAUCAGCACCACUAUUUGCUAACAUAUUGUGCUUCAAGAGAAAUGGAAAUUUGCUCAAAUCGGAGAGGAAAUAGGCAACAAAAAUCCAUUUGGUGCAUUUAGACUUUCUCUGAGGUUAAGCAGCGGGCAAUGCUACAAUGUUUUGAGGAGGACAGAACUUAAAUUGCUUUUGGUAACCAGUUCGGGUUUCAAUUGGUUGAUUAGAUGUUGCUGUUGGAAUAGGAUUGAGGGAGACUUGGGGGAGAAAAAAAAAACAUCUGAUCCAUAUCAGAACACUUUUCAUGGAAAAAAAAAGUGGUUAAACAUACAUCCAUCACAAUAUGUAGUGAAAGAUACAGAUAGUGUUACAAGGACAUAUUAUUUUUGAUUUUUUUGUGCCUAUCAUGCAUCAGCAAUAAUAUCAGUGCUCAUGAAAUGACAGCUCUCCUCCUAUCUCUAUUUUCUCCUCUAAUGUACAUUAAAACACUGUAUAUAAAUGUAGUGCAAUAGUUUAAGACACCACCAUGCGUACACGCUGCAAUAGAGAUGAAAGAGGGCUUUACCUUUGUCCCUCAUCUUUUCUACAAGCACAGCACCACGGGCACCGGCCAUGUUUAGAGCAUCUCUGAGCCUUAACUCUUGUCUUUUUAGCAACGUUCCUCCUUGUUGAGCAUGGCAGGACUUUUACUGAAUGGUUUAGGUCUGCAGAUGCAGAGCAGGGAGUAUCUGUUUUAAGGAAGCAGACAGAGAAGUACGCUUUGUGUGUUUAUAUAUAUACACAGAUGUGCGUGUCUGUGCGCUGUCUGCCACUGAAUGAGUACCUGCCUGUUUAAAAAUAGAGCAGCGUCACCCAGGGGAAGCCGUGGCAACGCGCACCAUAGAAACAGAUUCUGGUCUGAUGUGGAGGAGGAGGAGGAGGAGGAGGAGCGGCAAGGCGGACACCUUGCUUUGUCUGCUCCACCUGCGUAUCCAUCCAUGCCCUACAUACAGUUCUCACCAGUGUUGUUACAGUGCACUGGAUAUAUGUGGUUCACUGCCAUGCCUCUGUUUACCUGUCAUACUUCAUCCCUGAGAGGAUGGGUCCAGGUUUAGGUGUUGUACAUUCCUCUAAUAAUAGCGACCACAAAAUUCAAUCAGCACUACAAGCUACACUUCAAUAUCUUUCUGUUAUCCAAAGUGUGAAAACAAAGCCUUUUUUUUUUUAAUUCCAACAUAUAAUCUUGAGAGACAGUGGAAAUGUAAUGUGAUGUUAAUGUUUUAAAUAAGUGAUAGUACCUGGAUUUGGCCACUGGAUGUCUCUGCUGGCCAGCAGAGGAACCAGUGCUGUUAUUUUGUCUGUGGCCCCUCCCUGUGAGAGCACCAACACCUGAGACUGCCUCCAGAAAUGGAGUGAAGCAGAAUCAGUCAGACUGUUUGGUGCCUGAGCAGCAUCUGUGUCGUCUGCCUUAUGCUUCUAUCAUCUGAUCACUGUUUGCUUUGUGGAUCGUCUGCGCCAAUGUUUUGUCUCCGUCACAUGAGCACUUUAAUUAGAUUCAGACCCUGGAGUUGUUUGUUAAGCACAAAAUUAGGGAAACAAAGAUAUUUUAGCAGUAUAUUUGUUCAUGAAGAGAAGGGGUUAUGAAUGUCAGCUGCAC
Molecule: messenger RNA, 4473 nt
Organism: Fundulus heteroclitus (mummichog)
Lineage: Eukaryota; Metazoa; Chordata; Actinopteri; Cyprinodontiformes; Fundulidae
Gene: slc6a17
Product: solute carrier family 6 member 17
Exons: 11
Coding region: 1-2187 (728 amino acids)
Biological process (GO): sodium ion transmembrane transport; L-leucine transport; glycine transport
Cellular component (GO): synaptic vesicle; plasma membrane
Source: RefSeq, a predicted model, not a curated record